CACUAAAUAAGUCAGACCAACUCAUGUGUCAGCUUGAGUCCUCACUCCCUGCACUCCCACUCUCCCAUCGCAUCACUGCAGCCACCAGUGCUUGUGAGUGUUAGUGUAUGUUGCUGUGUUCCCGCUCUGGAGCUGAGUUGAACUUUUAACCAUUCACCCCUAAGGCCAUAGUGCAGAGCCAGGAGAACACCCAGGUAACCCCACAGCCAUGACGAAUUCGGCGACUAACUUGCGGCUGAAGCUGCCCAUGGCCUGCAUCAUCCUGGAGGUGAUCAUCAUCAUCCUCUUCGGCACUCUGGUGCAGUACGACGAUGAGACAGACGCCAAGCUCUGGCACAAGGAAAUCGCCAAUGGCUCUUCCAACUACGACAACGACUUUUACUACCGCUACCCCAGCUUUCAGGAUGUGCACGUGAUGAUCUUCAUUGGCUUUGGUUUCCUCAUGACGUUCCUGCAACGUUACGGAUUUAGCAGUGUGGGCUUCAACUUCCUCAUUGCGGCCUUUGCUCUGCAGUGGGCCACUCUCAUGCAGGGCUUCGUCCACGGUAUGCACGGGGGCAAGAUCCACGUCGGAAUAGAGAGUAUGAUCAACGCUGACUUCUGCACAGGCUCAGUGCUCAUCUCGUUUGGGGCGGUCCUGGGGAAGACCAGUCCAGUCCAGCUGCUGGUCAUGUCUGUGAUUGAAGUCACCCUGUUUGCAGUCAUCUAG
Salvelinus sp. IW2-2015 is the source of this 709-nucleotide messenger RNA. RefSeq names its product ammonium transporter Rh type B-like. Gene Ontology annotation, cellular component: plasma membrane. The record is from RefSeq and is a predicted model, not a curated record. Gene Ontology annotation, molecular function: ammonium channel activity. Lineage: Eukaryota; Metazoa; Chordata; Actinopteri; Salmoniformes; Salmonidae. Gene Ontology annotation, biological process: ammonium transmembrane transport; ammonium homeostasis.